UUGGCGCGAGGGCAUGGCGGAAUUCGCUAAAGUCGCCAAUCGAUCUGUGAAGCGCCAGAAGAGAAGUGCAGACGAUGCUUGCAGCAAUUCAAAAAGACUUAGGCAGGCUACUGAUUCUCUUACAAACGGAUCGCCAGCAGUUCUAGAAGAUGACCAAAACGACUCAUUUUCUCAAUUUUCUCUCACACAAAACGGAGAUACGGGCCACACUGACCAACCAGAGAAUGGGAUUGUUGAGUCAUUGGAAUUGAGAAACUUCAUGUGCCAUCAGAAUCUAAAAAUUAACUUUGGAGAAAAAAUCAACUUUGUGAUUGGAAAGAAUGGAAGCGGGAAGAGUGCAAUCAUGACUGGAAUUGUAGUAGGACUGGGCGGCAAUGCCGCUCACACAAACAGAGCGCUCUCUUUGAAAGGACUCAUUAUGCAAGGAUGCCCAUCAGCAACUGUCAUUGUCAGUCUUUGUAAUCGUGGAAGUGACUCAUUUCAGAACGAGAAGUAUGGUGACAGUGUGAUAGUUGAGAGAAAGAUAGCCGCUGAUGGAGGAGGAGGCCAUUACAAACUGAGAUCACAAGAUGGGAAAGUUGUGUCUACAAAGAAAGAAGACCUGCAGCAAGUUUUGGAUCAUUUCAACAUUCAAGUGAACAAUCCUGUCUCCUUGCUUAAUCAAGAUACAAGCAGAAACUUUCUUCACUCGUCUAAGCCAGCACACAAAUACGAGUUAUUUAUGAAAGCCACACAGCUGGAACAGUUGACUGUUGACUACCAACAGAUCUUGGAACAGAAAGAUGUCAUGAGUAAGAGUCUUGAGAUGAAGAAGAAAGGACUUCCAGAACUAGAGCGAGAAGUCAUGCAGUGGGAGGAGAAGUUUAAGAAUUUGACACAACUCGAUCAACUAAGUGAAACAAAACAUAAGGUGGAGGAGGAGUUAGCUUGGGCUCAAGUGAUCGGUUUGGAGAAAGAGAGAGAUCGUAUAGCACAUGAAAUCGAGAAGAAGGAGCGGAGCACACCAAAGUAUUCAGACAAAGUUGAACAAUGCAAGGCUGAAGCGGUGAAGCGUGAAACAGCAAUGUCUGAAGUCGAAGAGAAAUUGAAGACACUCACUCAUGCAGCAGAGGACUUUCAAAAGAGACAGAAAUCGAAGAAAGAAGAUUUAUCAAAGAAAAAAGCUGCAUGUGGCAAGGCCAAGCGUGAUUUGGACAUGAUUUCUCAUGAACAACGUGGAGAAGAACGAACUCGGAAUGAACUACAAGAGCAAUUAGAAAAACUGAUGACGACAUCAAGGCAGUCAACCGAGAAAAAACGACUGAGGCAGAUAGCACGGAAGCAAGAGUUGCAAGACAAAGUGAGGGAAUUGCAAGGUGAGAUGGGUGAAGACCAAAGGUCGAAAACCAAUCUGGAGGGUACAAUUCACCAGAAACAAGAACAAUCUUAUGGAAUGCGAAACAAAGAGUCGGACACCAGAAAGCAGCUUGACCAUCAGCAACGUGAGCUGUCUGGUUUGGAACGAAAUCGCGGCAACAAGUUACAAGUAUAUGGAGAUUGGAUGCCUCAUUUGGUUACCGCAAUCGACAACGAAACGAGUUUUCAUAAUAAGCCACGUGGUCCAAUUGGUCGAUACAUCACAUUGAAAGAAGAAAAGUGGGCACUUGCUGUAGAAGCUGUGUUAGGGAAAGAGCUUCUCUCAUCAUUUUGCUGUCACGAUCAACACGAUCUGCAGCUUCUCAGACGUUUGAUGGGCAGACAUUGUCCAGGAGAUAAACAACCAUCUGUUAUUAAACAGACUUUUAGGGAUCGACCGUAUGACACUGCAAGAGCUCGUCCGAGAAGCAAGCAGCUUACGUUUUUUGACAUUGUGAAGUGCACAGAUCCUGUGGUGUUUAACGUUCUAAUUGAUCAGCGACGUGUGGAGAGUAUUCUUAUGAUAGAAAGAGUUGAUGUUGCGAAGAGAGUAAUGCACAUCAACACUCCAGCUGGUGCUAAAGAGGCAUUUACUCAACAAGGAGACCACUUGUUUGGAGGCACAGCCAAUCGUUUUUAUUCAUGCGGAAAGAGCAGACCUCACUUUGUUCAGCAGAGUGUGGAAGGAAGGAUCGCUGAGCUGAAAGAGCAAUUGGAUCAGUCACAACAAACUCUCCAGAAACUACAGCAAGAAAGAAGAAGAGUCGAAAACGAGAAAGAUAUGUCUGCUAGAGAGUUGGAUCAAGUCAAAGUGAAGCUGCAUCGCAAAGAACACGAGCUCAGUCAACUAAGAAGGGAACUUCAAGAGCUUGAUCUUUUGGACGAUGAUGCAAAUCCUGUUGAUGUUACUGCUUUGCAAGAGGAAUUAGAAGAACACAAUAACAAAAUCAGCAUGCUAAGUCAACAGAGCCAAACUCUUACGGAAGAAUAUGAAGAGAUGAACUAUCAAUACAGGGAACAGAAAAAGGAGGUCAAUGGAGAAAUUGAAAAAGUGCAAGGAACUAUCAGUGAAAUGGAUGAAGUGAAGAGCCAGAUUGAAGCAUUGGCUAGAGCUGUCUCUGAAGCUAAGGGACAUCAACGCCAUUAUGAAGGAAAGCUUCAACAGCUGAUGACAGAUAUUGCUUCAAAACAGAGCGAUCUUGAUGGAAUGCGAAGAAAAGUUUUAGAAAGCACAGAGACAGCCAUAAAAAUCUGUGAAAGAGUCGAAACAAGGGCAACAGUGAAAGAUCUAGAAAUUCAAUUGAAUAGAAUUGAGAAAGUGAUUGCUGAAGAAGAGAAAAGACAAGGUAGUCGUGAGACCAUUAUUAUGACAUACCAUGAACUGAAGACUCGUUAUGAAGAGACAACAAGAGUGACAAGAAGUCUUGAACUUUGUCUUAAGCGACUUAAAGAGAUGAUGGAUCAACGUGUCAAGCGACUAAAGUAUUAUCGUGUGAGUUUGGCUGUGAGACUGAAAAUUAGGUUUCAGAUGCUCAUGAGCCAACGAGGUUACGAUGGUAAGAUGAUAUUUGAUCACAAUGCAAAGCAGCUGAAACUCGAAGUGAAAGUGGAAGAAAGUGAUACAAGCUUGAUGGUGAAAGACAUGAAGUCAUUGUCAGGUGGAGAGAGAUCUUUCACUACAGUCUGCUUUAUUCUGACUCUUUGGGAUGCUGUUGAGAGUCCAUUUCGAAUGUUGGAUGAGUUUGAUGUUUUUAUGGACAUGGUCAAUAGGAGAGUUAGCAUGGCGAUGUUGCUGAAAGCGGCAAGAGAGAAGAACAACAAGCAGUUUGUCUUCCUGACUCCUCAAGACUUGAGUGCUCACAUUGGAGCUCCUGAUGUUCGAACUCAUCGCCUUCAUGAUCCUGACAGAAAUCAAGCAACACUGAACUUUGGUCGUUCAGGAAGCAGUCGGGAUGGGUGAAUAUGAGGUGGGCAAGGUUAGACUAAGCAGAGAACAAUUAAACUAAACACAGCUUUGUUUGACGUGUUAUUAGUUCUUUUUCUUUAGUUUUUUAAAGCAGACUUGUCUUAGUGUUAAAACAUCUUAUUUGAAUUUUAGUAAUUGCCAUUUGGUUGAGAGUCGUAAUCUCCGGAGUCUGCAACCUUGUUCAUUUCUUCUCUGUAGAGGCACAUAGAAAUUAUUAAAUGAAAUCCUUCACUGAA
Messenger RNA from Corticium candelabrum, 3597 nucleotides. Its product is annotated as structural maintenance of chromosomes protein 6-like. Gene Ontology annotation, molecular function: single-stranded DNA binding; damaged DNA binding. The transcript is spliced from 20 exons. Gene Ontology annotation, cellular component: nucleus; Smc5-Smc6 complex; site of double-strand break. The coding region runs from base 14 to 3355 and encodes 1113 amino acids. Gene Ontology annotation, biological process: double-strand break repair via homologous recombination. Lineage: Eukaryota; Metazoa; Porifera; Homoscleromorpha; Homosclerophorida; Plakinidae. The record is from RefSeq and is a predicted model, not a curated record.